CUAGGGUUAGUUCGUUGCGAGUCAGGCUGUCGUGUUGUGCACGAUUUGAGGUCGAUGUUUGAGUGAACGAGGAAUAACAUGUGCUGAGUGCAGGAAAGUUUCGUCAGUGAUGGAUGAGUGGAAAGCGGACCCGAAGUUUUAAAAUCGCCGUCCAUCACCGAGACAGGGAGGUCUGGAGUGAGAACGAUUUUCACUUGCUUGCUCGGGAGCUGGGACUCUUCUACAGGAUGGUCAGAGCUAUAGCUCACGAGUUUCUCUCGGACGAACGAGACCGGAAAUACUACGCUGACCACUACACGUGUUGCCCUCCACCCCUCUUCAUACUCAUCAUCACCCUUAUUGAGCUGGGUUUCUUCACCUAUUACACCGUUACCAUGGGGGAAAUCACGACUACAGGUCCGGUCCCGAUCGAUAGUCUCUUUAUAUAUCGACCAGACAAAAGAGUCGAAGUCUGGAGAUUUGUCUUCUAUAUGGUCCUUCAUGCAGGGUGGAUUCACCUUCUUUUCAACCUGCUGGUUCAAGUGAUGGUGGGUCUGCCUCUAGAAAUGGUACAUGGGUCACUCAGAAUAGGAACCGUCUAUAUGGCAGGAGUGCUAGCAGGCUCACUUGGUACAUCAGUAUUCGACACGGACGUCUAUUUGGUUGGAGCUUCGGGUGGAGUGUAUGCUCUACUGGCAGCACAUCUUGCCAAUGUUCUUUUGAAUUACAACCAAAUGGAGUUUGGUCUUGUAAGAUUGUUUGGCAUAUUUGUCAUUGCCAGUGCGGACGUUGGGUUCGCCAUCUAUGAUCGCUAUGCUGCAGAACAGCAAGGUCCUCCAGUGUCCUACGUGGCUCACCUAACGGGUGCUCUAGCAGGACUUACGAUAGGGCUGCUUGUUUUAAAGAACUUCGAGCAGAAACUGCACGAACAAUUGCUCUGGUGGAUUGCUCUAGGAGUGUACGCCGCCUGCACGUUAUUUGCUGUACUUUUUAACGUGUUUAACUACUGACACCAGAAAAUCUAGUGCUUACCUGGUAAUAAAAUACAGUCCCAAACUUUCACUCAGGGAGUCUAAGAUCUAUAGCGCCAUCUUUAGUGUUAGAAAACGAAAUAUACAGGAUUGCCUUGAACAAGAAACUGUACACAUUUAGCAGAGCUGGGUGUCGGUCUAGUUAAGGUAUCAACUAGGCAAGUGUUACAAGGAAGGAAAGAUUGACGUCUAUCCAAUCACUUAAUUUCCAGCGUGUACAUUGAAUUUGUUAAAAUAGUUCCUGGUGAAAUUAAUAGAAUGGACUCAUUGAAAAGACAGUCAGUGUAUGUAGGUAGCAUGAGUGAAAAGCUAUUACAGACAUUCUCCUACUUUUAAAAAGUAUUUAGGACCUGUCAGUUAAUACUUUUUUUGUACAUAACACCAUUCUUAAAAAUAUUGGUUUCUAGCUUUCAAAUAUGCACCCAUCAAAACUGAUUGUUCGAAGCUAUGUUUAUUCCUCGUAUUUAUCGUUUUACAUAAUCUUUUCAUAUUCAAGUUGAAAAUUUUACAAAAAUCUUCAGCUUUAUCUGAAUAACUUUUGUAUCUUGACCAAUCUAUUGAUAAGAUAUGGUACUUGUGAAGUACCAUUUGGCUUGGUUUUUAUCACUCUGUGGCGCCACAAGUGGCUUAACCUUACUUUAGGUCCUUAUUUUGUACAGAUUAAUGACUGUAGUUUUUUAAAUGUUUCAAAAGUAAUGCCAGGGUGUGUGAUGGGUAAUGAUCUUGAAAAUUACUUACUAAAGCCAAAAAUUAUAACCUAAGGGAUGAAAAAUCUUGAUACUUGUAACUUUUGGAUAGAUGUUAAUCACUUAAUUUAUUUUUAAUUUCUUAGAUUUUAAGACUUAAUGACAGUUCUUUUCUGGUAAAUACUUAAUCAUUUAAAUAUAUUUACCAAAAACUUGUUGUAAUUUUUUACAACCUGUUACUGCAGAGUUAAACAUGUCAAUGCAUUUUCAAGUUUAUAUAACUAACUGAAGUGUGAAAUUUUCAGUGUUAUAUAUUUCAGUGAACUGAAUGUUAUCGUAUUUGUAAGGUAUUGUGUCUUUAGACAUGUUGAGACUGUAAUACUCUAGAGAACAGUCUUGUAGGUGAUUUAUUAAUAUUUAUUUGUACACAACAUUCUUAUGUUAAUUUAAUUUUAGUAUUUAAAUUUUAUUAAAUUAUGUGCAAAGAGUAUAUAUAUUAAGAACCAAAUGUAGCUCACUUUAACUGAUUUAAUAUUCAAGAAGGGUUUUCGUCAUAUAUGUGUGUGACCCUUUUGAUAAAAUCAAAACUUACAAAUAGCCUUCAUCAAACCAUUCCAGGCAGCCACAGGGCUAAACACAAAGUUUCUUUAUAAUAAUUAAAGAACCUAUAACUUGGUAACUGGCAAACAGAAGAUGAAAGAGAAGCAUGUUUUUUUAAAUAUUUAUAUCCAGUGUAAUAAUUGUUGUUGAGAGUCAAAGGAAUUGGUGUGUUUAUUAGCCAUUACUAUUCAUUUUGUAAUUAAAAUUUUCUCUGUGAAAAGCAGCAUAAUAUUUAAAGUGUAACAUAGAUUGUGUUGUAUUUUUAUCAUUCACAUCAAUUUUGAUGGAAGUUGAGUGUUAACAUUUACCUAUGAUUUGUUUUUUUUGUGGGCUAAAUUUUGCAACAAGAUUAACAACAAAAUAUUGUGACUAAAAAUAACUUAUUCCUACAUAUUACAUGAAAUUUCAAGAAUUUUUGUAACUGUAGUCAAGGGUAGAUUUAAAGAGAGUGACCAUGUAGACUAUCAGAUUGUUUCUUCCCUGUUCACUAUUAACAUAACGUUUUGCAACAACAUGGGACCUAUUAGUCCAUCUUGGCUGUUCCCUCCUUUAAACUAAACUAAAACUAUUAAUAAGUAAAAA
Messenger RNA from Limulus polyphemus (Atlantic horseshoe crab), 2878 nucleotides. Its product is annotated as protein rhomboid-like. Gene Ontology annotation, molecular function: serine-type endopeptidase activity. The transcript has 7 exons. The record is from RefSeq and is a predicted model, not a curated record. Gene Ontology annotation, cellular component: membrane. NCBI's taxonomy places the organism in Eukaryota, Metazoa, Arthropoda, Merostomata, Xiphosura, Limulidae. Bases 114 to 989 code for a protein of 291 amino acids.